Messenger RNA from Pelobates fuscus (common spadefoot toad), 2254 nucleotides. RefSeq names its product aldehyde dehydrogenase 1 family member B1 (gene ALDH1B1). Lineage: Eukaryota; Metazoa; Chordata; Amphibia; Anura; Pelobatidae. The transcript has 2 exons. The coding region runs from base 86 to 1642 and encodes 518 amino acids. The record is from RefSeq and is a predicted model, not a curated record. Gene Ontology annotation, molecular function: aldehyde dehydrogenase (NAD+) activity.
AAAUCUAGAGAAGGCUGUAGAAAGAGAAUACUGCAUUUGAUUCUUGAAACUGUUAUCAGCUCCUAUCAGCAUAUCAUUGGAAAAAAUGUUGUGUAGUAAAGCCCAACGUUAUAGUUCAACUUUAAGUUACCUGUCAGUCUCUUACUCUGUGUCGGCAAUCCCUAAGCCUUUAUUGAAGCCUGCUGUGUUUUACAACAAGCUUUUUAUAAACAAUGAGUGGCGAAAUGCAACCAGCGGCAAAAUAUUUCCUACAAUAGAUCCCUCAACUGGAGGUGUCAUUACGCAUGUAGCUAAGGCAAACAAGGAUGAUGUUGAUCUUGCAGUAAAAGCUGCAAAAGAAGCAUUCCAGUUAGGCUCUCCAUGGCGUUGUAUGGAUGCAUCACAACGAGGUCAGCUUCUUAACUGCCUUGCAGAUCUUAUAGAACGAGACAGAAUCUAUCUGGCUUCCUUGGAGACACUAGAUAAUGGUAAACCUUUUGCAGCAUCGUAUGCUGGAGAUUUGGACCAGGUCAUCAAGGUGUACAGAUAUUACUCAGGUUUUGCAGACAAAUUGCAUGGAAAGACUAUUCCAAUGGAUGGCAACUAUUUUUGUUAUACCAGACAUGAGCCAGUUGGUGUUUGUGGGCAGAUAAUUCCAUGGAAUUUCCCAUUGGUAAUGCAAGGGUGGAAGCUGGCGCCUGCCUUAGCUGCUGGUAACACAGUUGUCAUGAAGGUUGCUGAGCAGACACCGCUAUCUGCCUUAUAUAUAGCAUCCUUGAUUAAAGAAGCUGGCUUUCCUCCAGGUGUCGUUAACAUUUUAACUGGCUAUGGUCCUACUGCAGGAGCAGCUAUAGCAAGGCACAAAGACAUUGAUAAAAUAGCAUUCACUGGUUCCACAGAAGUUGGCCGUUUAAUCCAGCAAGCAGCUGGAGAAACAAAUCUUAAAAGAGUCACACUGGAACUUGGAGGGAAAAGUCCAUGUAUUGUAUUUGCAGAUGCAGAUCUAGAACUUGCGGUGGACCAAUGUCAUGAGGCUGCAUUCUUCAACAUGGGGCAGUGUUGUUCUGCAGGAUCAAGAACUUUUGUAGAGGACUCUAUCUAUAGUGCGUUUGUUGAGAGAAGUAUUGAGAAGGCUAAUGAAAGAAAAAUAGGCAACCCUUUCAUGAUUGACACAAAACAUGGUCCCCAAGUUGAUAAAGACCAAUUUGACAAGAUCUUUAACUAUAUCAAAAGUGGCAAAAGGGAUGGUGCUAAACUUAUGUGUGGAGGAGAACGUUACGGAGAUUAUGGCUUUUUCAUCAAACCUACCAUAUUUGCUGAUGUACAAGAUAACAUGACAAUUGCAAGGGAAGAAAUCUUUGGUCCUGUGCAGUCUGUGUUUAAAUUCCAAAACACAAAAGAAGUCAUCAAAAGAGCUAACAAUACUAGAUAUGGAUUGGCUGCAGGACUGUUCACAAAGGAUUUGGACAAAGCAAUGUAUUGUACACAAACAUUACAAGCUGGUACAGUAUGGGUUAAUACAUUUAACAUUGUAUCAAGCCAGACACCUUUUGGAGGAUUUAAAGAGUCUGGAAAUGGACGGGAGCUUGGAGAAGAAGGAAUUAAACCAUAUACUGAAGUAAAAACAGUUACUAUUAAAAUUCCACAUAAAAAUGUGUUUUAAUAAGUUUUACAACUUAUUAACAAAUUAGAGUUUGUUUAAACAGGGAGUUAUGACAAGAUAAAAAAUAGAUGCACAAAGAGGAAAAUAAAAUGAUGUGAUGAGAGAAAUAAAAGAGAAUGAAAGCAGGAACGAGACAAUUAGACAGGUAAGUUGUUAACAGGAGGCAGUUGGAGGGGCCAGGUCAACUAACUUUCGAAAAAGUGAGAGGAUUGUGUAAUUACAUAUAUUAUUUUAUAUAAAAGGGUAAUGACACAUUCAACAUUCGCAUCAAAUAAUUUAGUUGCAUGUUUUGAUAUUUUGAAGGGACACCUGUUGCAAAGUGCAAAUUACGUCUGUUUAGUCAUUAAGUUGAUAUGCAUUUUCCUAUAAUUAGAUCAUAGAUCAAAUUCUACUCAUAUGUUUUUAUUUCUUUGUCCUUUUUCACAGUUUACAUCUGAUCAGGCUCUGGAUUUGGAAAGCAACUUAAAAUAAAUUAUAUUAUGCAAGUUGGAUAAAACUUCAAACUUGGGUUUGAAAAGUUAGGUAUUUUGGCCUACAUUAAUAAGUUGAGCAGAGUAGAUAGUGGGAACCGCACUCAAUCCAAACGGCCAAGGGUGCUCCAGAUCAGGACCA